UGGGGGCAAUCAUGGUGCCGCUGGGGAGGGAAGAAGGUGCUACCGCCGCCGUUGCCGGGAGCCGCGAAGAAAGGUCAUUACCUUUCCAUUUCUCACAAUUGAGCUGAGCACGGUUGAACCAUGGGUGAACACAGUCCAGACGACAACAUCAUCUUCUUUAAGGCAGAGGAAGAUGAGCUGACCCCCGAAGACAAAAUGCUCAGGUUUGUGGAUGAAAACGGACUGGUGCCUUCCUCAUCUGGAACUGUUUAUGAUAGGACCACUGUUCUUAUUGAGCAGGACCCUGGCACUUUGGAGGAUGAAGAUGAUGAUGGACAGUGUGGAGAACACUUGCCUUUUCUAGUAGGGGGCGAAGAGGGCUUCCUAAUAGAUCAGGAAGCAAUGUCCCAGGGUUACGUGCAACACAUUAUCUCACCAGAUCAGAUUCAUUUGACUAUAAACCCUGGUUCCACACCCAUGCCAAGAAAUAUCGAAGGUGCAACUCUUACUCUGCAGUCGGAAUGUCCAGAAACAAAACGUAAAGAAGUAAAGCGGUACCAGUGCACCUUCGAGGGUUGCCCCCGCACCUACAGCACAGCAGGUAACCUACGUACCCACCAGAAAACUCACCGAGGGGAGUACACCUUUGUCUGCAAUCAGGAGGGCUGUGGCAAGGCCUUCCUCACCUCCUACAGCCUCAGGAUCCAUGUGCGAGUGCACACGAAGGAGAAGCCAUUUGAGUGUGAUGUGCAAGGCUGUGAGAAGGCGUUCAACACACUGUACAGGUUGAAAGCACAUCAAAGGCUUCACACAGGGAAAACAUUUAACUGUGAAUCUCAAGGCUGCAGCAAAUACUUCACCACACUCAGUGAUUUGAGGAAGCACAUUCGAACCCACACAGGAGAAAAGCCAUUUCGAUGUGAUCAUGAUGGCUGUGGAAAAGCAUUUGCAGCAAGCCACCACCUGAAAACUCAUGUCCGUACGCAUACUGGUGAAAGACCCUUCUUCUGUCCCAGUAAUGGUUGUGAGAAAACAUUCAGCACUCAGUAUAGUCUCAAAAGUCACAUGAAAGGGCACGAUAACAAAGGACACUCAUACAGUGUACUUCCACAACACAAUGGAUCAGAGGAUACAGAUCACUCACUUUAUCUGAGUGACUUGGGCCUUCUGUCCACAGAUCCUGAAUUGCAGGAAAAUUCCAAUACGACACAGGACCAGGACCUCAGCACAAUUUCACCAGCAAUCAUCUUUGAAUCAAUGUUUCAGAAUUCAGAUGAUGCAGCAAUUCAGGAAGAUCCUCUGCAGACAGCUGCCUUGAUUGAAAGUUUUAAUGGUGAUGCAGAAUCAGUCAGUGAUGUUCCGCCACCCACAGGAAAUUCAGCAUCUUUAUCUCUUCCACUUGUACUGCAGCCUGGCAUCUCCGAGCCACCCCAGCCUCUGCUACCAGCCUCAGCUCCGUCCGCUCCUCCGCCUGCUCCCUCCCUAGGACCUGGUUCCCAGCAAGCUGCAUUUGGCAACCCCCCUGCUCUCUUACAACCUCCAGAAGUGCCUGUUCCCCACAGCACACAAUUUGCUGCUAAUCAUCAAGAGUUUCUUCCACACCCCCAGGCACCCCAGCCCAUUGGACCAGGACUUUCCGUUGUUGCUGGGGCUUCUGCAGCAGCAGCAGCAGCAGUGGCAUCAGCCGUGGCAGCACCAGCCCCACCACAAAGUACUACUGAGCCCCUGCCAGCCAUGGUCCAGACUCUGCCCCUGGGUGCCAACUCUGUCCUAACUAAUAAUCCCACCAUAACCAUCACCCCAACUCCCAAUGCGGCUAUCCUGCAGUCCAGCCUAGUCAUGGGAGAACAGAACUUACAGUGGAUAUUAAAUGGUGCCACCAGUUCACCACAAAACCAAGAACAACUUCAGCAGUCAUCUAAAGUUGAACAGGUAUAUUUUACCACCGCAGUACCAGUAGCCGGUAGCACAGGGAGCUCUGUCCAACAGAUUGGCCUCAGUGUUCCUGUGAUCAUCAUCAAACAAGAGGAGGCAUGUCAGUGUCAGUGUGCAUGUCGGGACUCUGCGAAGGAGCGGGCGUCCAGCCGGAGAAAGGGCUGUUCUUCCCCACCCCCUCCAGAGCCGAACUCCCAGCCUCUUGAUGGGUCCAGCCUGCAGCUACCACCCUAGACUUUUUCCUCUUCCCUCCCUCUCCCCAUCCUCCUCCUCCACCGGACCCUCUUCCUGUGAGCAAAGCAGACAGGCCGAGGCUCCUUCAGACCCUCAGGCAGCAACUUUAAGUGCCAUGGAUGUGUCAGAGUUCCUGUCCCUCCAGAGCCUGGACACCCUGUCCAAUCUGAUUCACAUUAAAGCACUACUGCAGGGGGAGGAGGAGAUGGGCCUGACCAACAGCUUCUCCAGGGGAAAGGCCUAUAUGCACUCACCUCCAGGAAGAGGGUGAGCAGGAAGCACAAAGUGCGAUGCCUGCCAUCAUGGGGUCAGAAAUUGGAAGGAUGAAGAAAUCUGCUGUUUGAAAGCCUCACCUUUCAGACGUAUUUUCUUUAUUCACAUCCUAGGAGCACCCGUUUUAAUGAACUGAUCUUUUGAAAAAAACAAAAAACAAAAAAAAGCUAAGUUAUAAGUGAACUGUUUGGCUGCACUGUAUGUCACUUUUGCUUAUUGUUAUGUGAACUUGGAAAUUAAGGUUACUCGUAUGCAUAAAAAUUCUAAAUGAAAGGGUGUGGUUUCCAUCAAUCUGGUACUGCCCAUCAUUUGCACUGGGGUUUUUGUGGAUUGGGCAAGAGAGUUCAGUGUGCUGGGUGUUGCUCCUCCCUGUGUGUCUUUUUGAAUCUGAGGCUAACAUUUGUCUGGAAAGCCAGAUCCUUCCUUUUCCAUCAAAGUAGGUAGUGGCAAGGGCAGGUGAGACAGCUGUGAGUUGGACAGGGUUCGCCUGAGAUGGUUUUGUUGUUUGCACUUGGCAUUGAUGGAGCCCCUGGUGGAUGCUUCAGAGGCUGUCCUGUAGCCCGCUCAGAACAAAUGGGCAGCUUCAAGCCUGACCGGCACUGUGGAUAUAGCCUGGUUCUACCAGGGUCCUACACAAGCUGUUGACUGCUGUCUGUUGAUGAUGUGUGUACAGAGCAGGCUCUAACAACAUAACCACAGUCUACCUUCCUGGUUCUUUCCAUCUCUUAGUUGCUUGCUAGGGCUCUCCCUGCGGAACAUCCCUAUUUUGUCCUAGAGUGAACACAUAGCUAAUGGCCAGUUAGCAGCUGGAGCUCUGCCUUCCUUUGACAGUGUUUUCAUCCUUAGAGCAGAAGGCCUUCAUCUUGCUUUCCCAGGGGAAGGUGCAGAUUGAAGGGAGUGUGGAUGAGGUGGCAAGUUAUUGACAGGCCAGGUGCUCUGGUUCCAGGUUCUAGCCAGACUUUUGGUUGCCCCAUCCCAUCUCUACCCCUCAUCUCUGGAUUUUGCAUACAGCCUAAUACAGUGCAAACAAGGAUAUGACUUGCUCGACUUAGUCAUGUGAUUUAUAAGCAAAAAGAAAAAAAAAAACCACACAAAGCAAUGAUCUUCUCAG
This is a messenger RNA of Castor canadensis (American beaver), 3532 nucleotides long. RefSeq names its product metal regulatory transcription factor 1 (gene Mtf1). Gene Ontology annotation, cellular component: nucleus. The record is from RefSeq and is a predicted model, not a curated record. Gene Ontology annotation, biological process: regulation of transcription by RNA polymerase II. Gene Ontology annotation, molecular function: DNA-binding transcription factor activity, RNA polymerase II-specific; RNA polymerase II cis-regulatory region sequence-specific DNA binding. Lineage: Eukaryota; Metazoa; Chordata; Mammalia; Rodentia; Castoridae.